Molecule: messenger RNA, 2713 nt
Organism: Uranotaenia lowii
Lineage: Eukaryota; Metazoa; Arthropoda; Insecta; Diptera; Culicidae
Gene: Rabex-5
Product: rab5 GDP/GTP exchange factor
Exons: 5
Coding region: 176-2539 (787 amino acids)
Biological process (GO): vesicle-mediated transport
Cellular component (GO): cytosol; endocytic vesicle
Molecular function (GO): small GTPase binding; zinc ion binding; DNA binding
Source: RefSeq, a predicted model, not a curated record
UUGUGUAUGAAUCGAUUUCUGUUCUGUUUUCUGGAAAAUAGAAAUCAGGUGAAAAUAUCCAAUAAACAAUGAAGGAAUAACAAAUUGCUGCCCAAUCGAUUGUAAAUCUUUCUACGUAGUGCUGUUCGAAUUUGUGUAGCGUUAUAAACUGAGGGCAAAAGCCUUCCGAGCAAGGAUGUUCUCCAUCAAGACUCCCCGAAUCCAGCAGAAAGAUCUGCAGUGUGCUAAUGGCUGCGGAUUUUACGGCAAUGCCCAGUGGAACGGGCUCUGUUCCAAAUGCUAUCGGGAACGAACCAUCAAGGAGCGGCACAUGAAACAAUACCGCCCAAUGAAGCUGGAGGGGCAAAGUUCGAAGAAUCGAGAAUCAUAUUAUCUCGUUCAUCCUGCCGCUGGCCAAAGUAAUCCGGAACUUCAACCGACCCGAAGCUCCCACCAACAUGGCACGGUACAUCAUCAGCAAACGAAAUCUGGGGCAGCUCCCAAGGAGGAAGACAAGAAAAAGAAAAGGAACAUUAUGGAGUUCCUGAAAAAGACUACAUCCGGAAAGGAUUCGGACAAAGGCUCGGCAACGCUCGGUAGUAGCUCCAGGCAUCAUCAUCAUCAACAGCAGCAGCAUCAUCAUUCGCAUCACAACAGACAACCGAUGGACAAACUGGAACAGGAAUAUCAAGAAGCGUUGAAGUCCCUUAAAAUUGAAGACGCAGCCCGAAGAGAGCUGAAGUACUUCAUCGAGAUGUUGGAUCAGAAAAUUCGCAAAAAGCACACCGACAGCAUCGAGGAGGUUUCGGAGAUGGUCCAGAAUGGCUAUACAAAAUUCCAAGAGUAUAUGAAUGUUGAGAAUUCCAAAUUUGCCAACGUGCCCCAGGAAACCAAAGAAAUGGUACUGGACUUUUUCGAGAAGUGCAUCAUGACCAUGAACCACGGACGGCUGUUUUCGCCGCCGUCGACUGAUGACGAGGAGAGCGAUUCCCAGAUUCAGAAACGUAUACGGCAGCUGAACUGGGUCAAUGCAAAACAUUUGCUUUGUAGCAUUGACGAGAUUAAUUCUGAGGUGCGGGAUUUGGUUUACACAGCGAUCACUGAGCUGGUUUCGAUGGAUUCCUUCCAUUCGCCGCAGGAAAAACUAGAAUGCAUUGUUCGCUGCUGCAGGAAUAUAUUCAACCUGUUGAAACAAUCAGGUGGGGGCCCGGCAAGUGCUGACGAAUUUCUCCCGGCCCUCAUCUUCGUGGUCCUCAAGGCUAAUCCGGUUCGGUUGCACAGCAACAUAAACUACAUAACCCGUUUCAGUAACGCUUCCCGGCUGAUGAGCGGCGAGGGUGGUUAUUAUUUCACCAAUCUGUGCUGCGCGAUUUCGUUUAUCGAGAAUUUAACGUCGGAAUCGUUGUCCAUGUCCGCGGAAGAAUUUAACGGACUGAUGACCGGCGAAAAGAGUGGACCGUCGGCCUGGGAAAGCGCCCUGAUGGCGUGCGAAAGUUUGCAUCUGAUUUCGGAAAAUAUGAAAACAAUGAAAAGUUUGGGCGAACGGAAUGAAGAAACUUUAAGAGGAAUAGAACAGUUGAACGAAGAUAUUAAAAAUUUUGAUGAAGAAAUCAAACGCAAGGUAGCUGAAGUCCUGGAACGCACACCACUGGUGCUAAAACCGAUCUGCACUCCGCGACGUUUGGAAACGCGCAGUUCCGCUAAACUGUUGGGUACGCAGAAUCCCACACAAGGUCCCGGCUUCGAGGGAGGCCACUUUCAGUCGAAUCUGGUAGCUGCGAUUCAGGUGAGCGAAGUGGAAGAUACCAACAAUACCAAACAGAAAACCAUCGCUGGUGUCUCAGCCGGUACAGCUCCACAACCAAAUUUUGAUUAUCUAGUAAAAAAUCUCUCGGAAACGCUAGUAGCUCCCCUGGUUCCGAUGGAACUGGACCGGGACUCUCCCCUCGCUCCCUCGCCGUUUUCCGGCUUAAGUGCUAGUAAUUCGGCGGAUCUGCUAUCGGCUUCCCCCGUCUUUGACUAUAACAGAGUAUUCGAUACACAAUCGCUGGACGAAUUGGCAACCCCGGAUGACAUGGCUCACACAUUUAUCAAAGGUAUACGUAACAUAAACUAUGAUUUUGAUUUCUCCGAUCACAGUGGCGAAAAUAGUGUCGCUGAGGAGGUCGAAUUCCAUCCAACCGGGACCACCCCCGCAAAGUUUGAUCUCGAAGAAUUUGAUCCGUUACUCAGCAAAAACCGCGUAGUAAAACCAACUUUACCGCUACAAAAUACCAUACAACAAACAACUAUAGAUCCUUCUCUUGAUCCAACUUCGGCUAACAAUCUACUUGAUGAUGAUUCACCGCGGGCGCUGCUACUCGAAUCGCCAAUUAAGCCCACCAAUGCACAAUAUCAGGGCUUUUCCCUACAGGGUUUCAAUAUUCCUAACAUAUCUUGUGCAGCGGGGGGUGACACCGGAACUGGACCGGGACCGAUUGCGGGUAGUUCCUCUUUGGCGAAAUACCCUGGCCCCGGUACAAGCGCUCCGGGUCCUACAACCGAUGGUAGUCUAAUCUAGACUCGCUUGCUGCUGGCUGCUGUGAGCAACGCUCAACAUUGGUGCAAUUGUAUGAUAUACGUUAUGUUAAAUAGGUUAUGAAAUGUGUAUAUUUCUGCAGAUGUAACUGUGUUGUGUAUCACUGUUUCUAUCGUAUAUUACAAAAUUUAGCAUGAUUAUAUUUCCACGUUCUGA